Scleropages formosus (Asian bonytongue) is the source of this 1642-nucleotide messenger RNA. Its product is annotated as telomerase RNA component interacting RNase-like. Gene Ontology annotation, molecular function: 5'-3' exonuclease activity; 3'-5' exonuclease activity. The coding region runs from base 755 to 1228 and encodes 157 amino acids. The transcript is spliced from 3 exons. The record is from RefSeq and is a predicted model, not a curated record. NCBI's taxonomy places the organism in Eukaryota, Metazoa, Chordata, Actinopteri, Osteoglossiformes, Osteoglossidae.
ACGUGCUUUCCUUCGUAUACGUAUAUGUUUGAUAUUAGCGGCACGCAUUCUAGAAAACACUGCAAGUGUUUAUAUGAAACAUGUUGCCGUUCACCGCACCAGCUUACAGUCUUUAAAAAGCGCUCCCGCAGCCAUACCCACUCCGCUGCACUUGGCGGCGAUAGAGCGCUGUAGACGCGAACGUCCAAGCCGUCAGCAAACCAACAAAGGUUCGCGGCGGCCAGCAGCACCUUCGAGAAAAGCAACAUGGUGGACGUGUGCGGGGGAAAUGUAACAAACCUCGGAAUAAACCAUUAAUAGGUAGCCAGCAUUGAACUAGGGAACGCGACGCCGCCUCGUAUGUGUUUCAGAGUGCCAUAACCCAGCUCUAAAAGCAUUUUGCUGUUUCGAGCUCGUGAGGGCGCGGCGGUUUUGCGUUCGCUCGCGGACGCUGCUGCUGUGUGUGUGCCUGCGGGAGCGCGCGGUCGCUCACUGGGGCGCCGACACGCCGAUAGAUAGAGCUCAGCCAGUCGUGCCUACAGGAGGAAUGACUUUGUGUGCCUGCGCCUGAAGAAGGUCGCUAACUGAGCAGCGGUUCCGUGGAGCGCGGCAGUCGGCAGUUGCAGUGCCGGUAGAUCCAGAGAGCGAGCGAGAGAGAAGGCUGAAGGCAGCCCGACCGACGCGCGGAUCCGCCACAGACAUACACACAACCGUCCGUUCGGAACGUUCCGUUCGCUCCCCCACAACGAGGCGCGCGCGCUUCAGCUCGAGCGCCAUGGAGGCGAAGCGCAGCGGCGCUCAGAGCAGCCGCAGCGGAAGCGAGUCGAGCGGCGACAGCCCCGCGGGGUCGCCCUCGAGAUCGGCGGCGUGCAGCGCGCCCCCCGUGGGCAACGCGUUCGCCAACGACGGCAGCUUCAUGGAGAUGUUCAAGAAGAAGAUGGAGGAGGAGGAGAGACGGAGGAAGGAAGAGGAGCGGAGAAAGAGCGAGCAGCAGCAGCAGCAGGGCGCUGCGGCGGACGGAGGCCCCGCGCAGGAGAAGAAGACCUUUAGCGUGACCAACUUUGUGGGCAAGCGGAGAGGUGGCGCCAAGUUGGCCCUAAAGACCGGAAUGGUGGCCAAGAAGCAGAAACUGGAGCCAGAGGUUGAGGCUGGUAAGGGAGAUGCUUGGACUAAAUACAUGGCUGAGGUCAAAAAAUACAAAGCCCACCAGUGUGGUGACGAUGACAAAACCAGACCUCUGGUCAAAUAGCCCCCCGAUCUCUGGCCCUGUACUGGACACUGCCGCGGCCAGCUACACCGGUACCCCCGUUGCUUUGGGAACAUUCGAGGGAGAGGGGAGCUGACUUUGUCCUUUCCGACCUGCCCAUCUUUCAGUGCUCUUAUUAUGAGUGUUAAACAGCUGACAGGCAAACUACAUGUAUUUUGCGGAGUUUGAAGAUAAUUGCUGUUUUUUUUCCCCCAUUGUAUUUUUUAGGUUAUGUUAUGCCAGUUAUAGGUACAUGUGGGUGAACAACUUUUGUAAGCUUCACAGGAUUUAAACAUGUACUGUAAUAAUUGUAGUUCUUCUGUGUCUUGCUGGGUUUUUUUUUUUUUUUUUUAUUCUAUUUGGAAAUGAAAACUAAGUGUAACCUAAGUCCUUGUAAAGUAAACAUUUUUCCCCAUA